AUGGCGCCCUACACGUACAACAACAACUUCUACGAUCCCGUGGGCAGCCAGUCAAAUCAGCAACCGCAAGGCUACACCUACUCCAACAAUGCGCCGUCUACGUCCGCUCAGUAUCCCAGUCAAGCUGCGUCUACGUAUGGAACGAACUACACGCAGCAGUCGUACCCGAGUCAGUAUGGCACGCAGACAUACGGGACCAGUGGUCAGCAGGCGUCAAGUCAAUCAACAGGCGGGAACACAACUCGCGCAGCGCAAGACUAUUCAGGUCGGUCCAACGACACGGCUUCUCAAUACGACAACACCACUUGGAACGCAACGCAGAACUACGCAUCUAGCGCCUAUGAUCAGCUGUCGAACCGAAGCCAGGCCAACCCCUCACCUCUCUACGCGACAAGUUCAGCUGCCUCAACGUUCGGCCGGCUGAACUUACCGGCCGAGCAGCAGUCCCAAACCUCUACAAACACAUUCGCCGGAACUCAGUCAUACCCCACGACAUCGUCAAAUGCGAGUACUCAAAAUGCGACACUAUCAGCUGCUGCACAACACCGAUCGUACAUGACUGCUUACACUCAACAGCAGACCCAGCCUCCUCCGAGAUACAACAGCCCUUUACAAGCCGUGCAAGCGCAGAAUCAGCAAAAAGGCCAUCGUAAGCAGGCUUCGAGUUCUGCAAACGCCGAACCGUCCCCUCAAUUUGCGGCGCGCAAUCUACAACAGCAACAACACCGGCAGCAGCAGCAAAGUCAACAACAGCGCCAGCAGAGCGCAUCUGUAGAGCCAUCUCCCACCACCGUCGAUCCUUCACAAGUCUACGAUUUUCGAGCCGAGCAGGAGCGAAAAGCGCGCAUCGACGCUGAGAAACGCAGAAAGAUUCAGGCGGAAGCGGCAGCGCGCAAAGCAGAAGAAGACGCCCGACAAGCCGAGGAAGACGCACGGAAGGCGGAGGAAGCUAGGAUUGAAGCGGAAAAGGCAAAGGCCGAGGAAGAAGCGAAGAAAGCCGCCGCGGACGCUGCAAAGAAGAAGGCUGCGCUCGAGCGUAAGAACGAACAGCGGAGAAAAGCAAGGGAGGAGAAGCAGAAAAGUAAGACGGCUGCGACAGCAUUACAGCAGAUGGCUUCGGGCGCGGGCGUCGGUGGUGCUGCCUCAGGGAGUGGAAGUGGAAGCGGGACCAUGGCUGCUAUGGCUGCUAUGAUGGGCGAUCAGUCGCAGCCCCCGGCAAACAGCGAAGAAGCCGAGAUGCGCGCCAUGUUCAAGAAAAUGCGGGAGUUCAACGCGCGCAACCCUGACAUGCUGGCAAAGUUGUGGGAGGAGGAGAGGACCGCACAUGCAUCCAACAGUUCUCCGCAGCAGCCUGCACAGGCAUCGCCACCCAGACAACAGCCUCCGCCCGUCGCAGCGCCGACUGUCCCACCAUUGUCAACCUCAGGAUACAAGCCUUUUGCGACUCCUGCCGCUGCGCCCCCUCCGACUGGACCUUCGUCGAACUUCCGAGCAACGCAAGCUGCGCCGCCGACUCCUGCUCCUGCCCAACAAACCAACGCAGCUCUGUGGCCUCCACACAAAAAAGGCGCUUUGGCAGAAGCCGCUGCGAAGUGGUUGGCUCUUCUGCCUCAAAACCAAGGUACAGGCAGACACAUCAGUAGGGAGCAGGUCCUCAAAAUUCUGGACACCAACCCAUCGUACGUUCAGCUCUGUGAAAUGAUCGAGAAGGAGGGUAUACGAUUCGAACGCUCGGCUUUGGCAAAGGAACUUCUCAAAGCUGUCCCGGAUGGCAUGAAGAGCCAAGCAGGAAAGCCCGGACCUCCGGCCGCGCAAAGUCGGAUGACCGCACAGAUGAAUGCCGCUGCUGCUCCUAACAGUGAACCAAAGAAACGAGGACGACCAAAGAAGGACGGCCCCAAGAAGAACUGGUCGUACAACAGCUAUGCUUUGCCUGGAAAUAAGAGCAAUGCAGGGACUGUUUCCUACCAGACGCCAUCGUUCUCGUCCUUGACGGAAGCUGCCCGAGAGAUCAACAGCAUGAGCACAGCGCCGUCUUACCCAGCCACGGGAUCACUCGCUUCUACUUUGGCAGGUGGUGCUGUACAGCCCCCUAGCGAUCCAUUCUAUGAUGCACCGAUGACCAUCCACGACGAUCCCGCACCAGAUAUGUCUCAGCCUCCAGAAGUGAAGCCAGAGGAGCCGCGCCGUCCACCAGCCAACAAAGAGGAGGCUGCCAGGAAGCGCACCUUCAACGAUUUGGUGGAUCUGACCAAGGAGGACGAGUCCGAGGACGAAGGGCCCCCGCGGAAAACAGUCUUCGCCCCAGCCAGCAGACCUUCAAACGGCGUGGCCAUCCCACAACAGAGACCGACGAACGGGACUUAUCCUGCAAGGAAUAUGACGGAGACUGAAUACAGGAUGCGUGUUGACCAACAGCCGCGGCCGAUGUACGCACCGAUCAAGGCUCCAUUACCCUCUCAGCCAGUGCCUCCCAAGCCCACGGGUCCGAGUCAGGAAACACUACAAGCCGAUCGCGUUCGCGGAAAGAUGAUUGUCGAGCCCAUUAUGCGUGAUCGUGUUGCGCGAAAGUCGACAUACGACAGUCGAACGAUUGCCCGGGACGUUCUCCUCGCGACCGGCCGUCAUCCAGACAUGCGUGCAUUGAAUGCUCACUUCAACACCAUGCAGAACAUGCUAGGACAUCAUGGCGGUGUCGUGGACGGCGCCGGUAACAAGAGUGAUCUGGCGACUAUCAAAUGGGAUAUCAUCGAUCCUGGCGAGCCUGCAGAGGCCGCCAAACCGAAAGUCCGGACAGACGAUCCAAAUGAGACCGAAUCUGAGGACGCUGACGAUGAGAGUGAGAAGAAGCCGUCCGCGCCACAGCAAUCCGAAUCCGAGAUCAGCCACAGCGCCAAGGACGUCAAGCCACGAGUUGGUCGCCCGCGGACCUCUGAACCCAAACGUCGGCGGCGCUCAUCGAAAACGACGCGUCUUCCUGCCGAUUCAUCCACUUCCACUCCACGUCCCGUCACCGCCACAUCCGCCGACACGCCUUCGCCAAAAUCCGCCAUGUCCGUCGUAAGCGGGACUGCAAUUGGCUACGCCGCCUUCAAGCAAUACGAUGAGAAUGGCAACGAGAUCAAGCGAAAAGGUCGACCCGUCGGCUGGCGUAAAGACAUCCAUUCACGUGCAGCCGCUGGCCUCACGCCCGCAAAGGCUGGCCAUAAACCCACAUCGUCCGCCUCUCGCCUUCGUCAAUCCACGACCGCCGCGUCCACUUCCCCGAGCACCCUAAAGUCCCCUCAUUAUCAGGUCUAUCCGUGUGGCAUGAAGUCAUGCACUGCAGAGCUUGAUAACAUCGAGCGACACCAUGUGGAUAAGAAGGGCGUGAAGAAGAAGGGCAAGGCGGGCGUUGCCACCUUCGACACCAUCGAGGAGUGGCUCGCACAUGUGGACAAAGUACACCUGGGCCCGCUACGGUGGAAGCUGGGCGAUGGGCCGAGAGGCAAAGCUGACUCUUCGCCUCCACCAGAAUUGCACAUCGAUUCCGAUUCGUACCUUUCCGACGCGACCGGCCGAUCAGUCACACCACUUAUCGUUCCCGCUUCCGAUAAGCCCAACAACAGCUCCCAGCCGCCUUCGCAAACACACCAACGUCGCAGUCCAUUCUCACUACCUCCAUCCGAACCAGGACCCGGCGUGGUCUAUACCAAGGAUGAGAAAGAUGCGAUCGCGGAGCUGAGGAAACUGGAGGCGUUGAAGAAGAAGGAAGGAGGAUUCUUGGGCAAGCAGGGUGGCAGAUUGGUGAACGAGAAGCGGAGACGAGGAUUCUUGGAUGAUGAGGACUUUGAGGAGGUUGUGCUCGAGAGCGAUUGA
Zymoseptoria tritici IPO323 is the source of this 3858-nucleotide messenger RNA. RefSeq lists its product as uncharacterized. The transcript has 3 exons. NCBI's taxonomy places the organism in Eukaryota, Fungi, Ascomycota, Dothideomycetes, Mycosphaerellales, Mycosphaerellaceae. The record is from RefSeq and is a predicted model, not a curated record. Bases 1 to 3858 code for a protein of 1285 amino acids.